Messenger RNA from Rhea pennata, 1329 nucleotides. It is a transcript of the gene CCNA2, whose product is annotated as cyclin A2. The record is from RefSeq and is a predicted model, not a curated record. The transcript has 8 exons. Bases 1 to 1224 code for a protein of 407 amino acids. Gene Ontology annotation, molecular function: cyclin-dependent protein serine/threonine kinase regulator activity. Lineage: Eukaryota; Metazoa; Chordata; Aves; Rheiformes; Rheidae. Gene Ontology annotation, biological process: regulation of cyclin-dependent protein serine/threonine kinase activity; mitotic cell cycle phase transition. Gene Ontology annotation, cellular component: cyclin A2-CDK2 complex; cytoplasm; nucleus.
AUGUUCGCGGAGCAGGAGAACCAGGAGAACGUCCCUCCCGGCGGCAAGCCGCCGCCGCCCGCCGCCGCCCGCGUGGCGCUGGGGCUGCUGCGGGGCCCCGCGGCGCGGGCUGGGCCGCCGCCGCCGCCGCAGGCGGCGCGGAACGGUGGCGGCGAGGGCCAUGCGGCGGCGGCGCGGCCGGGCGGCGGGCAGCCGCCCUUCGCCAUCCAUGUGGACGAGCCCGAUGGGGAGCAGCAGCAGCGGCGGCGGCGGCGCGGCGCGGCGGCCGAGAAGGAGGAGGCGGCGGCGGCGGCAGCGCUGGGGCUGCGGGCGGCCAUGAGCGCCCUGGGAGAGCGGCGGCCGCUGGCGCCGCUGGGCAACAGCCUGGAGCUGAGCUGCGAUUCCCCGAGCGUCAUGGACAUCUCGGCGUGCUCCGAGGCGGCGGAGGGGAGCCCCGAUGUUAACAGCGUGCCGGACUACGCCAGCGACAUCCACACCUACCUGCGGGAAAUGGAGGUGAAAUGCAAGCCUAAAGUGGGUUACAUGAAGAAGCAACCUGAUAUCACCAACAACAUGCGGGCCAUUCUCGUGGACUGGCUGGUGGAAGUUGGAGAAGAAUACAAGUUACAGAAUGAAACGCUGCACUUAGCUGUAAAUUACAUUGAUAGGUUUCUUUCUUCAAUGUCUGUUCUAAGAGGAAAACUUCAGCUUGUGGGUACUGCAGCUAUGCUGCUUGCAUCAAAGUUUGAAGAAAUCUAUCCGCCGGAAGUAGCAGAGUUUGUCUACAUCACAGAUGACACCUAUACCAAGAAGCAAGUUUUAAGGAUGGAGCACUUAAUUUUGAAAGUUUUGUCGUUUGACUUGGCAGCUCCAACAAUCAACCAAUUCCUUACCCAGUAUUUCCUACAUGAGCAGACAAGUGCUAAAGUUGAGAGCUUAUCGAUGUACCUGGGGGAGCUGAGUCUCAUUGACGCCGAUCCUUACCUGAAAUACCUGCCAUCAGUUAUUGCUGCUGCAGCAUUUCAUCUAGCAGGCUACACAAUCACUGGACAAACUUGGCCUGAAUCUCUGUGCAAAGUAACAGGCUACACCCUUGAAAACAUUAAGCCUUGCCUCAUGGACCUACACAAGACCUACCUCAAAGCAGCACAACACACACAACAGUCGAUAAGGGAAAAAUACAAGAGCACAAAGUACCAUGGAGUAUCGCUCAUUGACCCACCAGAGACACUAAACUUAUUGUAACAAUCAAGAGACUGAUCUUUUAAAAAGAUGUAUAUUACCUUUCCGGGAAAAUGAUGUACAGUUUUAAACAGGGUUCAGAAAUUUAGAUGUGAUCAUUCAGAAUAU